Molecule: messenger RNA, 412 nt
Organism: Copidosoma floridanum
Lineage: Eukaryota; Metazoa; Arthropoda; Insecta; Hymenoptera; Encyrtidae
Source: RefSeq, a predicted model, not a curated record
UGUUGGUCACAAAGCUCGUAGCUCACAAAACGCUCGUGUUAUAUGUUUAAUAAGAAAGAGUAAAAAAAACUACAUACAUAGAUUUUUAGCUUUCCAAGUGAUUUAAAUGGUGGUUGUAACAAUGACUGUAAAAAUGAUCAUUGCGUGUAUUCUUAUGAAUUUUCUUUACGGUUUACAAGUUGAUGCUCACGGCAAACUUAUGGACCCUGUGAGUAGAUCAUCUGCUUGGAGGAAAGGGUUCAACGUUACGGAAAAUUACAACGACAACGAACUUUACUGUGGUGGCUUUGCGAUAUUACAUAAUCAAAAUAAAGGAAAUUGCGGACCAUGUGGCGACGAUUGGUCCAAACCCCGUCCAAGGGACAACGAAAAUGGUGGAAAAUACGGUCGAGGAAUAAUUGUUCGUAGGUAA